CAUUACAGUGUUUGGAGAAUGGAUCCAUCGGUCUUGGUUGCGACACCAAUUACACAACUACAGCGCCAUCAAAACCUACAUCAGUUCCAUGCGCAGCCUACACAGGAUUUUGACACGCCCCCACACCGGAGGAAUGUCACUUUCAAGUCAAAUGUCUUAACAAAAAACAAGCAUGUUUUUUCCAACCUGUCGAUGGAUGAUAUUAAUCAUGGAAUAGAAAUGCUGGAAAAGUGUUUCAGGCCAGUGUUCCCUGGUCGACACACCUGCUUGAAAGCACCAGGAUUUACCUCUUUUGUACAUAACAAACAUAGUGUCAGGAUCGGAAUAUGCUACAGAGAAUUACAAGUGUUAAUGGCGAGUCGUGCAAAGGCUAUGGUACUAAGAGACUGUAUAGUGCGUAUACGCCGUUUUGAAGCUUUUGUGCGUCACCUGAAGAUCAACGUUCAUGAGGAGUACAGUAUUUUGCAACAUCUGCAGCAGCAUGGACAACCUGCUUCUGUGAAGUUUGAAACCAAACUGGAGUACCUUGAAGGUUUUUGUGAUGAUCUGCGUGUGUACCUCAAUUACUGGACAUCAAUUCAACACAAGGUUCACUCAGAAAAGUCGCUUUACCCCUUUUUUUCUGAAUUAAUUUCAGAGUUACAAACUGUGAAAGAUAAGUUGUUAAGACUACAGGAAAGUGCAAUAUGGUGGUUAUAUGACCUGAUACGUAUUGGUUUGUCUGUAUUUGCAUAUUACAAAGGAGAUGAACUCCAUCAGGAUUUUUUAUGGAGCAUUACACGUGGAAUUGAAGAAUACAAUGCAAUUCUUAAACAGGUAAUGGGAAAAGACACAUCUCUACAAAAGGAUUCCGAUGCAAUGCAUUUUUCAUCCAGUGUCUUUAAUGCAUUCAAUGCUCCUGGGUUAAUUAAGUCCAUUACCAUGCAAAAUCUGCUUGGAUUUGUCGCUUCAGAAAGAUCAAAAUUGGUAGCCUUUCGUACUAUCACUUCUUUUUGCGAAAAUAAAGACCUCUCUGGAAUGCUUAUGCAACCGCCAAAGACGUUUAAUUGGCAAACAUGCAUUACUACAGGUGAAAUGAGUUAUGCUUCACAAGAGUUGACAUCAGGAGUAAAACUGAAAAGUGAUUUAAAAGCGAAGUUGUUAUCUGCAAGUGACUUGCAGUGUCUGAAUUUGUCAAAAGCUGCAUCACCACUACUAAAACUUGAAGCAGAAGAGGAAGAUUUUAUGUCACAAUUGUUAUCAAUUGCCUCCUUCUCUACCGCAUUUCUCCAUCCAAAGUUCCAAAAUUCACAGAAACGGGUGUCAAGAGGCCAGCUGCAUACCAGGCGUCACAGUGCAAAAGAAAACUCACAAUCUUACAAAAAUCAACGUUUAAGCAGGAGAAAAUCUGUCAGUUGGGAAGACUCUGAAUCGUUCACUACAAAGAAACAAUUGUGUAGUUGGUAUAUGGAUCAAUUGUGGAACAACUUUACAACUGAGUUGCAUAGUGUAUUAACUUUAGUGAGGAUAAGGAUAGAGGAGCAUGACCAUCUUCAUCUUGGACAUGUCUUUCAAUGUGGCAUUGCACAGUUGAUUAUUAUACAAGACAUGUUAGAAGCAUUAUGUAUGGAAGAAUGCCUUCCCCAUAGUGCUGCCUCUUCCUUGCAGUCAUUAAGUUAUAAAUUAUUCAGCUCUGUUGCCAUGGCAGCAUCCGAUAUUAAAUUAUGUGAUACUUUAGGAUCGGCAUUGUCAGAUAAGUGCCUGCCAGCAACAUUACAACCAGAACAAGAGGGAUCCAGAACGUGCUCCCUCCUUCAGGCAUCCAUCCUUCCGCUUAUCUCAGUCCUGAUGGCCAGUCAAACCAUCUAUAUGUUCAACAGAAUGGGGAAAGUACCAACUGAGAAGUCUGAUAGCUUACAUAUUAUCCCAGCUCUCCAGUUAGUCUCUGCAAUCGAUGUCGGAACCUACUGGUGUUGGACAAGAGCCGAGAAGUACCUGGCCUCCUGGUCAGUCGCAGAAUUUCUUCUGGUCACUCAGUGUGACCAUCAGAUUAUUAGAGGCCUUUGUGGGAAAGUGGUUCAUUUGACUGACAUCAUGUGUCGAGGAACCAACCAAUCAUAUUCUAACAAAUAUCAGCUGUCAACUUCUUCAGUGCAACUUAAUCAAAUUCUUAGCAACCUUCAGGAUAUUUCAAAACUCACUAGUCAACUGUUUUCUGAGGACUGUGGCAAAAUGUGCAGCGAGUAUUGGCAGAAGACAAUGCCGAUAGGAAAGUUUUGGAGAAGGAAAACCACCAAUGUUCUUCCCACAGAACCAAAUCAGUACGCCAAAGCCUCUACAGUGACGAUAAUCCAGCCAAUCAUAGAAGCCAUCAGUCGUCUUCAACCAGAGGUUCAGGUAUCCAUAGUAACCGUCUUCUUAUCUACAAUGUUUGAAACCUGGAUGGAACAUAUUCUAAAGCAGAAGUCAAAGUUCAGCAUUCAUGGAGCCUGCCAGUUAGAGGUUGAUCUCUACUACGUGCAACACUGGUUCCGAUCUAAGUCAGAUAUUUUGUGUCAGCAAGCAAUGCAGAAGAUCUUGUCCCUUAAUGCAUUCCUUCAGUUUGAAAGUGCAAUACAACUACUUAAGCAACAACCCGGCAGGAAUGAUGGACUUAGUAAUACCUUAACAGGUUCAGUAGAUGAAAUCAAUUCUGAGUACAGUGAGAGUACAGCAAAGAGUGAAGCUUGCAAGAAAAGUUUGGGAAGUAGUUCUGACUCGGUCCCUCUAGGGGCAGAAGCAGUUGAAGACUCUAUGUUGUUUGUUCCAAACAGGCAGGAGUGGUUAAACUUGCGUGUCCAUGGUCAAAGUAAAAAAUGGGUUCUGCCAUUCACAUGCAUGAAGGCAGGACAGGAGAACUAACUUGGUAUCAUCACAUUUUAAAAUGUAUAGCCUGCUGAGGAAUUUACAAACAAAACUUACCAACUUCUAGUGACAUAUUUUGUCUUGAAAUGGUGGUGAGGGGGCUAAUAGGGGUACAAAGGUGAGGUUAGCUGCUCGAUGAUUAAGUGUUGGGGGAGAUAGCUCGCAAUUUUUAGGUUAUACAAAGUGUUUUUUAUCUACUCGAGUCUGACAUUUUUUGCUUCGAACAUUUGCAUGGGGGAGAGCGCAAGGUUUUUUUAGAGGGGGAAUCCGCUAGAUACCCAACUUGAGCAUAACAUUUCUAUUGAAAACAAAUUCUAUUGAUCACCCUGAAUCAUUUAUAAAUCAAUUGAAAAUUCCUGGAAACAUACUGUAUCUUUAUGGAAUACACUAGGUUUACUCACGUACAAUACUCCUUAAUUUCACUUGAUUUUGCACCAGGUUUCGGAGGUGAUAGAUACAGUCUGUGGUAACAUCAGAAAAAGAGUUGCUGAGUGAGCAAGUUUUAAGAAUAGGCACGUGAUGCCUGGAGAUGGCACUUUGACUGUAAAACUGCUUUGUUCCAGAUGAGAACAUGGGAUAUGAUUGGAUUAUUCCUCUACUCUGUUCCUGAAUACCUUGAUGUAUUAGUUGUUUUUUAAAGUUGAGGCCUAAAGAAUUUUGCUCAUUGUUGAAGAGUAAAGUAAGUAAAUCCUUGCCGAGCCACUAGGACUCAUAGGGCUCGAGCUUAUCCCCAGUUUCUGUAGCGUGAAGCGGAUGAGAGUGUAUAGUACCCCCCUGGGCGGGACGCUGGUCUACCGCAGGUUACUCCCAGCAAUUUGCUGGUACCCUUUCAUACAGCUGGCUAGACUGAAGCAAUGUAGAUAAAGUGCCUUGCUCAAGGACAUACAGUAAGCGAAAUGUACAGCGAAGAAUUGAAACGCCGAUUUUGGGGUUUGUCAACCAAACCAUUCCCACUGCGCCAAACCACUUCCACACGUUGAAUAGUAAUUCGUCGCUCACAUCACGAACUAACACAAUCAAAGUAGAUUGUGUUAGUUCGUGAAAUCACAGUAGCGCGUCAAAAC
Molecule: messenger RNA, 3947 nt
Organism: Anneissia japonica
Lineage: Eukaryota; Metazoa; Echinodermata; Crinoidea; Comatulida; Comatulidae
Exons: 9
Coding region: 19-2880 (953 amino acids)
Source: RefSeq, a predicted model, not a curated record